Messenger RNA from Periconia digitata, 2219 nucleotides. NCBI's taxonomy places the organism in Eukaryota, Fungi, Ascomycota, Dothideomycetes, Pleosporales, Periconiaceae. The record is from the annotation of a GenBank genome assembly.
CUGCUAUUUUGUUAGUCUUUUGGGUGUUUUGGUUGCAAUUGCGGGCAGCAGCACGUCAGUCGCGCGGGGCAGGCGCAUACGGGAAUUUUCAUUCUGCCAAUCUGGUCACCACCACCUACUUUUUUUUUUCCCGCUGGCUUCGUCCAUCCCUCUUUCUUCACUGCACCAGAUACCACCUUGAUACCCUUCCUCUAUUCUCUUUUCCCCUUUCCAAUUCCUCACACACUUCCACAAUGGGUGGCCAAAAAACUGCCAUCCUGUCCGUCUAUGACAAGACAGGACUGCUCGACCUGGCCAAGGGCCUCGUUGACAAUGGCGUACGCCUGCUGGCCUCAGGAGGAACCGCAAAGAUGAUCCGCCAGGCCAACUUCCCUGUUGACGAUGUUUCUGCCAUCACCAAAGCCCCCGAGAUGCUCGGUGGCCGCGUCAAAACCCUCCACCCCGCCGUCCACGGCGGUAUUCUCGCCCGCAACAUUGAGUCAGACGACUCUGAUCUUUCCGCCAACAGCAUCGAUAAAAUCGAUUUUGUUGUCUGCAACCUAUACCCCUUUUCCGAGACGGUGGCCCGCAUCAACGUCACUAUCCCCGAGGCCGUAGAGGAGAUCGAUAUCGGUGGUGUGACCCUGCUCAGGGCCGCAGCCAAGAACCACUCCCGUGUCACCACCAUCAGCGACCCCAAAGACUACCAUGACUUCCUUGUCGAGCUUAAAGAGCACGGCGAGGUUUCGGAGAAGAGCAGGCAGACGUAUGCUUUGAAGGCUUUCGAGCAAACCGCUGCCUAUGACAGUGCCAUCUCGGGCUUCUUCCGCAAGAAGUAUGCCGGUGAAGGCGAGCAGCAGCUACCUCUCCGAUACGGCGCGAACCCCCACCAGAAACCUGCGACCGUUUUCAUGUCGGAAUCUAAGAUCCCUUUCAAGGUCCUUUGCGGCUCUCCUGGAUACAUCAACUUGCUCGAUGCCCUAAAUGCCUGGCCACUGGUUCAGGAGCUCAGCAAGGCCCUCAAAUAUCCCGCUGCCGCGAGUUUCAAGCACGUGUCUCCCGCCGGCGCAGCAAUUGGAGUUCCCCUUAGUGAGGAGGAGAGGAAGGUUUACAUGGUCGACGACAUCGAAGGCAUUGAGAAGUCUGGCUUGGCACAAGCUUACGCAAGAGCGCGUGGUGCCGACCGCAUGUCCAGCUUCGGCGACAUGAUUGCUCUUUCACACGAGGUGGACCUCCCCACUGCCAAAAUCAUCAGCCGAGAAGUCUCGGAUGGUGUCAUUGCCCCCAAGUACUCUGAUGAGGCACUUGAGGUGCUGAGGAAGAAGAAGGCUGGAAAAUUCCUUGUUCUUGAGAUGGACCCCGACUUCGUCCCAGGUGCUGAAGAGACGAGGACCGUUUUCGGUAUCAACCUCCAGCAACACCGCAAUGACGCUAAGAUAGUGCCUGCUGAGACUUUCAACACUGUUAUUGUUCCCAAGAACUCAAGCCCAUUGCCAGAGUCUGCCCUGCGCGACCUGACUGUCGCUACGAUUGCUCUCAAGUACACACAAUCCAACAGUGUGUGUUACGCUCUCAACGGUCAAGUUAUUGGCCUUGGAGCUGGUCAACAAUCCCGUAUCCAUUGCACCCGCCUUGCUGGUGACAAAGCCGAUAACUGGUGGAUGCGCUUCCACCCCAAAACUCUCUCUCUGUCCUGGAAGAAGGGCACUAAGCGUCCCUCCAAGUCCAAUGCUAUCGAUCUCCUCUGCAGCGGCCUAGUACCCGACUCAGGCAUCGAGCGCGACGACUUCGAAGCCAACUUCGAAGAGGGCAAGGUCCCAGAACCCUUCACUGCCGAAGAGCGCAAGGAGUGGUUGGAGAAGCUACAAGGCGUUGCUUUGAGCUCCGACGCCUUCUUCCCUUUCAUCGACAAUGUCUUCAGGGCGAAGCGCAGUGGCGCCAAGUACCUCGCCGCACCCACCGGCAGCCAGAACGACGGAGCCGUGUUUGAGACGGCUGAGAAGUUGGGCAUCACGUUUGUCGAACAGCACAUUCGGUUGUUCCACCACUAGAUAGCAUUCGAGAACUAGAAUCUAAUGGUGUGGUAAGAAGAGUAAGCCUGCUGAAAACGUCGUGAGCUCCGUGUUUUGAAAGUUGGAUUGCAGGGUGAGAGGGAAAAUGAGAAUGGAGGGCGUGAUCAAAAAAAGGAUCCAAAAGCUUUUUCCUUACUUCUUGUUUAUGACACCCGCGUAGUAGAAACC